AUGGAAAUAGAAUCAGACGUUCCCCAUAUCCCUAAUCAUAAGUUAUCGGAGAAGGAGUUUUUACUUACUACGUCAAUCUCAGCCGAAGAAAGAAAGAAGAUUGUGGAUGAUUUGGUACAUGCAGUCAAAAGCGAUCAUCUUGCUCCAUACUACAAGUAUUUACACGAACAAGUAAAGGACUUCCCCUUUGAUGAAAGUCUCCACCAAGAGCUCGUUGCAAAGAAUGAGGAGGAGAUUAACGAAUUGAAGCUGCAGAUUAAAGAGGCUGAAGGCGAAGAGGAAACCGAAUUGGAUGUUGUUACCACGACGACAAAAUUGGCUGAGUACUAUACAAAAAUCAUUGAUAGAGCCAACGCUACGGAAACGUUGAACAGAGCGGUGGAAUUGACAUCUGAUACUGGGAAAAAGAUUGACAAUUUGUUGACCUUGACCCGACUUGAUUUUUUCUUCAAUGAUUUACCACAAGUUCGUAAGGACCUUGACCAAGUGUCUGUUCUCAUUGAAAAGGGUGGUGACUGGGAACGUCGUAAUAGGUUCAAGGCUUACAAUGGAAUUUAUUUGCUUGCCACCAGAAACUUUUCCGAAGCAUCAAAGCUACUCACAGAUUCGUUGGCCACUUUUACAUCGACCGAAUUGUGCACAUAUGAACAAAUUGCACAUUAUGCUAUAGUCGCGGGUGUGAUUUCAUUGGACAGAGUUGACUUGAAGGAAAAGAUCAUUGAUUCACCAGAAAUCUUGUCGAUCUACUCAUCAGCCCCAGAGUUGGAGCCUUUACUCAACUUGACAAACUCUUUAUACACAUGCCAGUACAACUGCUUGUUUGACUACCUUUUACAAUCGUAUGACCAGUUGCUAUUGCCAAAUAAGUAUUUGCAUGCUCAUGCAAAUUAUUUCCUUCGAGAAAUGAGAUGCAAAGCUUAUGGUCAAUUGUUGGAGAGUUACAAGUCCUUGUCGUUGAAGUCAAUGGCUGCCAACUUCAAUAUCAGUGAAGAUUUCUUGGACCAGGAUUUAUGCAGGUUCAUUCCAAACAAAAAGCUCAAUUGUGUUAUUGACAAGGUUAAUGGAAUUAUAGAAACAAACAGACCCGACAACAAGAAUAACCAAUAUCAUUUGUUGAUCAAGCAAGGUGACACUUUACUUACCAAGUUGCAAAAAUAUGGGGCUGCUGUGAAGUUGAGUGGAGCUGAGAGAGUUGUAUAG
This is a messenger RNA of Lodderomyces theae, 1200 nucleotides long. It is a transcript of the gene RPN7, whose product is annotated as proteasome regulatory particle lid subunit. Lineage: Eukaryota; Fungi; Ascomycota; Pichiomycetes; Serinales; Debaryomycetaceae. Gene Ontology annotation, biological process: proteasome-mediated ubiquitin-dependent protein catabolic process. Bases 1 to 1200 code for a protein of 399 amino acids. Gene Ontology annotation, cellular component: proteasome regulatory particle. The transcript has a single exon. The record is from RefSeq and is a predicted model, not a curated record.